Messenger RNA from Ectocarpus siliculosus, 2622 nucleotides. Lineage: Eukaryota; Phaeophyceae; Ectocarpales; Ectocarpaceae. The record is from the annotation of a GenBank genome assembly.
AUGAAGUACGGCAUCGAAGGAGAGACCCCUCAAUUGACGCCGCGGUCCGAGGUCUCCUCAACCAAAGAAGAAGAGACCGGGACCGCGCCCCACAACGCGGAAGCGUUUGUGCAAGAUGCAAGGGCCGCCAUCGCCACCGUUGAGCAAGCGGCGAUGGCGACAAUGGCCCCGGCAGCUAUUAGGAUGGCGGAGGCGGCGGCGAGGAUGGAAGUGGCAGUGACAAGAGUGGAGGAGGUAGCAGCCAGGGCGGAGGCAACAGAAGUAGGGGGUCUCUCCCCGACGUCCUCUCAGGCCUCCUCUCAAUGUGGAACUCUCUCACACAGGGUAGUGCCUUCACCGGCGUUCGGAGGUGGAGUGGGAGACGGGCGAGGGGGCCCUGAGGGGCUGAGGGAGUGGAUGCGAGAAGCGUACGCCAAGGGAAAUCCAGAGAAUGUGGCACGGGUUGACUUCUUGCUCGACGAAUUCAGGACCAACGAGGACGUGCUGAUCGGUAACAUCCUCAAGAAGUACGGACACUUGGGGAUUGGCCUUCCCGCCCGAUGGUCGCGUGCUCAGAUGGGCUUCGGGAAGCGGCCUAAGCCCAGGACCCCUGUGUUGGGCUUCAGCAGCGCCGAACUGACAGGCUUUGUACCCAAACGAGCGGUUUCUACCGCGGCAUCCAUGGCCGAAACAGAAAGAGAGGCUCAGGCGCUGUGUAGAGAUCAAGCCGGAGCUGGAACUGGAGCUACGACUGCUUCACGCCCUGCCGAAAUUGUUCCCGGCGGGUGGUCAUUUGCCCGCCCCAUGAGUCAACCAGCAACGAACAAACCAGCCGCCGCCGCUGCGUUCACCUUCGGAGUGAACCCUCACGUCAACGGGAUCGGUAGGCUUCAACGACGAUUGUCAGCCCCAUCCCUAAAAGGACAGGAUCACUCACUCUUCAAAGCUCAGGUCGGAGCUGGAGCUGGAGGUACAGCUUCUUCACCACAAGCUAAUGAUGUCGCCGGCGGCAUGUUUUCGGUUGGCAUGACCGCGGACCAACCAGCGAGCACCAAAACCAGACGUCGGAUCGGUGGCCUGCGACGAAGAACAUCAGCACCAUUUCUAAUCCCCGGCACUAAGACAACCGAAGGAGAGGCUCAGGCACUGUCUAGAGCUCGAGCCGGAGGAAGAGCUGGAGCUACGCCUGCUUCGCCUCCUGCUAAACCUGGUAACGGCGGGUUCUUGUUUGCCCCCCCAGCACAGAACACACCAGCCACAGCCGCCGCGUUCACCUUCGGUGAGAACCGUCAAGUCAGCGGGGUCGGUAGGCUUCAACGACGUUUGUCAGCCCCGUCUCUAAAAGGACAGUCUCGGGCACUGCCCGGAGCUCAAGCUGGACCUAGCGAUGAACCUGGAAAAACUGCUUCUUCGCCUCCACCCAUCAACAUCGCCGCCAUUUUCUCGGUUGGCUUGCCCGCGGACAAAUCAGCAAACGACAAACCCAGACGCCGGAUCGGUGCGCUUCGACGACGAACAUCAGCCCCAUCUCUUAUUCCUGGCACUAGGACAAUCGAAGGGGAGGCUCAGCCACUGCCUAAAGCUCAAGCCGGAGCAGGAGCAGGAGCAGGAGCAGGAGCUGGAGCUGGAGCUAGCGGGUUUUCGUUUGGCUCCGCCAAGGGAGAACCACCUGAGAGAAGUUUGUUUGGCUCCCAUGCCGCGUCCAGCGUCGCCAAAGCUGGGAAUACGCAGGGGCUGUUCACAGGUCCUAGUUCUUCCACUGCAGGUAGGGCCAGACGGACCGUGAUUGGCCUCACCAGCAAACAGCCGGUCGAGGACAACCCACAGGCCAAACACGCUGGUGGAUUUUCGUUCAUGGCUCCAUCGGUCGCUGGAGGCACGAUAGGUUUCAGCUCGGGGAGGGAGAACACGCCGCAAGUGUUCCGCGCUUCCUCUGCCUUUGGUCCAUCGUUCGAGAAGGCUUCGUCCCCGCCCACACCCGCAGGAGCGGCCGCGGCACGUGGGUUUGGGAGCAGGAUCAACAGUGUUCUCCGGCGUACCAGUUCUGUCGUCAGCGUUUGGCCUGCUGGAAAGACUGACGGGGCGCCCACGAGCGAAACUUCAUCGUCCGGUACGGAAUGCGUGCUUUUCCACGAGUUGUGUGAGAACAUGGUCACCGACUCGAGGUCUGGGAGCAGGUGUACUUCCGGGCACGCCCUUUGCGCUGAUUGCACCACCCAGUAUGUUGAAAAGACGCUCCUACCCCGAGGUACCGUGUGGUGGGACAGGAUUAGGUGUGUGGAUCCGGAUUGCGACGCGCACAUGGUCGGCCUGAGUGUUCAGCGUUGUCUCGGCAGUGAUCUAAGGAGCCGUAUCGAUGCUGCUCAGCUCGAUGUCGUGCCUAUGAUCGGGCCUGAAGCCAGGCAUGAACGAGAACGUGCGGCACGAACGCCCGAGGAUCGUGCAUCGGCGACGACCGUAGCCACAACUACAAAACCGUGUCCAAACUGCGAAGUGGCAACGGAGAAAAACAAAGGCUGCAAGCACAUGGUUUGUUCAAUGUGCAACCAUGAAUACUGCUGGAUCUGUCGGAGCGAGUGGACACCGGGACACCUCCGUGACACUUGCGUACCCUGUCCGAAGACGUGGCCGAAGGUGACCUGA